Molecule: messenger RNA, 1524 nt
Organism: Mizuhopecten yessoensis (Yesso scallop)
Lineage: Eukaryota; Metazoa; Mollusca; Bivalvia; Pectinida; Pectinidae
Product: potassium voltage-gated channel subfamily A member 4-like
Exons: 2
Coding region: 1-1524 (507 amino acids)
Biological process (GO): potassium ion transmembrane transport; protein homooligomerization
Cellular component (GO): voltage-gated potassium channel complex; membrane
Molecular function (GO): voltage-gated potassium channel activity; protein binding
Source: RefSeq, a predicted model, not a curated record
AUGGAUGCUCCGCCGCAGAUAUUUGAAUUAAAUAUUUCAGGCAAGUUGUUCGAGGUAGCCGGGGACAUUUUGGCCCGGUUUCCAAAUUCACGACUCGGAAAAGUGGCUGUGGAAUCUCCAUUGUCACCAAAUCAAGGAACAGGGACAAAGAAGACAUUAUUCUUCAGCCGCCCCAGCACACCUUUUGAUGAUAUUCUAGCUUACUACCAAACAGGCGAACUUCAUAUGCCUUCGAACGUCUGUCCCAAGGCAUACAAAAGGGAGUUGGAGUUUUGGGGCUUAGACCCGGAUGAUAUGCAGCAUUGUUGUCGAUUCAAGUACUUAGCGUUCUUUGACGACUUUGAGACAAUCUCAGCUUUCCAUGCCUGCAUUGACGAAACCAGUUAUGUACCGCCAAGGAACAACGUGAUGUCCCCCAUAGGGAAAUGUCGGGCUCGAAUCUGGUCUAUUAUAGAGCAUGAGGAAGCCACUGCCAUUUCUAAGGUUGUGAUGGCGUUUUUAGUCGUCUGUGUUGUCGUGUCCAUCUUCAAUUUGUCCCUUGGAACUGUUGAUUCCUUUAAAGAGCGUAUCAGCCUAAGCUCCCUCCGGAGUCACCUGGCCGACCUAGUCAGUCAGGAAGGCGAAGAUUACAGUGAUAUCAUCGACGUGCUGGGUGCGACCGACUGUGGUGACAAUUUGGCCUGCGUUGUACAAGAAUUUCAGGGUUACAUCGAUGAGGCCGAUGAAACAAACAGUUCACACAUUGAAAGCUACGAUUAUACGUUUGAUCUAGAUAGUUUGAAGAAAACUAUAGACAAAUUUAAAAGUCUCACUCAUCAUAAAGAACGACAUUUUUCGAUGGUAGUUAUUGACUGGGUCCUGUUGGCCAUUUUCUCUGUUGAAUUAUUUUUGCGCCUCAGUACCUGCCCAAGUCUCAAGCGGUACUUCCUGAGUCAGCUCAAUGAUAUUGAUAUCCUCAUUCUUGUCACUGCAGUUACUGAAAUCAUUAUAGAAGGUUGGUUCGCUAAAUACCGCUAUUCUGACAAAGGUAUCCGAAUUCUGUACUACCUACAGAUGUUGCGCGUGCUGAGAAUCCUGAGAUAUGUCAACAAGGUUCCGUCCAUCCAAGUCCUCGGUUAUACGAUGAGGACUAACUUCAAGGAUCUUGUUGUUUUACUUCUCUACGUCCUUGUCGGAGUAGUCAUCUUUUCAAAUUUUGCCUACUUUGUCGAGGAUAGUAAAACGUUUGCGGACAUGCCCGAGUCUUGGUGGUGGGGUGUGAUCACCAUGACAACCGUUGGUUACGGAGAUGUCGUUCCAAAAACUGUUCUCGGGAGGAUUGUGGGAUGCAUUUGCGCAGUAUCCGGGGUUCUGUCGCUAUCACUAACAAUCCCUGUAUUUGUAAACACUUUCAUUUCACUCUAUCAGUUCUCACAUAUUCAUGAAAGGUAUCUGAAAACAAAGCAGAAUCAGGUUUCUCCGUCUCCCAUCACUGUCAAACCUACUGGCUCAACCCAACCAGAUAUGCAUCCAGAUUCCAUAUAA